Molecule: messenger RNA, 2409 nt
Organism: Penaeus vannamei (Pacific white shrimp)
Lineage: Eukaryota; Metazoa; Arthropoda; Malacostraca; Decapoda; Penaeidae
Source: RefSeq, a predicted model, not a curated record
UUUGGUGGCGGCGGUCAGAGCGGGGCGAGCCUCUGCCUGGUGAAGUACCCGAGGUGUGAGUGUGUCAGUUCGAGGCAGAAUGGCUCUGUGGGCGGGUUGUGUACUUGUAGCAGCCAUUUUGUUGGCAACAAUGACGUCAUCAAGAGGCGUGGCAAGGACCAAUAACGUGGUGUGUUACUACGCCUCUUGGGCUCACUACAGACAAGGCCCGGCCAAGUACAGCCUGGACGACAUCCCGGUGGACAAGUGCACGCACCUCGUCUACGCCUUCGCCACCCUGGACGCGAGGGACUUCGUGGCCAAGCAGCACGACAGGUGGCUGGACGAAGACCUCAAGAACUACAGGAAGUUCGUCCAGCUGAAGGAGAAAAAUCCCAAGUUGAAGAUAUUGCUUGCUCUUGGAGGCUGGAAUGACUCCCGGAGUACCAAAUACUCGCAGUUGGUAUCGGACCCCGACAAGCGCAGCAAGUUCGUGAGUGAAGCGGUGAAGUUGGUCCUCGAGUAUGGCUUUGACGGCCUGGACCUCGACUGGGAGUACCCGGGGUAUGAGUGGAACCCCAACGAUAAGCAGGGAUUCACGGCAUGGCUGGUGGACCUCAGGAAAGCCUUCGACCCCCACGGCCUGCUCCUGACGGCGGCCGUGAGCGCAGGGAAGAGCACCAUCGACCGAGGCUACGACAUCCCCAAAGUGGCCAAGCUCCUGGACAUGAUCAACCUCAUGUCCUACGAUUUCCACGGGUCCUGGGAGAACCGGGUGGCUCACCACGCCCCCCUCUACGCAGACCCGGGUCAGAACCCCGAACUGUGCGUGGACUUCGCCGUGAACUACUGGAUCAAGAAGGGGGCGCCUCCCCACAAGCUGAUAAUGGGUGUGCCAGCCUACGGAAGGACUUGGACGCUGGCAGGGUCUGACACCUCCCCAGGCGCGGCCGCGGCGGGAGCGGGGCGCGAGGGGCGGCACGUCAGGGAAAGAGGGAGUCUGCCCUUCUUCGAGUGCUGUCUGGCGGAGAAGGAAGGAUGGACGAAGAGGAGGACCCAAGCAGGACCUUACCUGACGAAGGGAAACCAGUGGGUCGGGUAUGACGACGUUCAGUCUGUGGUUCAGAAGGCCCAGUACGCGACGGACAUGGGCCUCGGCGGCGUCAUGAUGUGGGACAUCACCACGGACGACUUCGGGGACGUCUGUGGUGAGGGCAAGAACCCCCUCCUGACGGCCAUGGUCAGGACCCUCCACGGCGACCCGCCCUCUGUCCAAUCCGUCUCGCAGCACAAGGGUAGACCUUCGUCAGGAGCCAAGCCUUCGCCUUCUUCGUUUAGGGAUCCUCGGCAAGGCGGGGUGUCCUUCGGAAGUCAAGGAAGUGGGAGUCCAGGGGCAGCGCCUGCGGGAGGAAAUGCGGCUCUCGAAGGAAGUGUGAGAACUACAACUCCGGGAAGCGUUGGGGAUGGCGAGACUACUACGCGAGUUGCUUCGUCAGGACCGACGACCGAAUUGCCCUAUCCUUGGCUCGCAUGGCCAGUCUUCAGCAGGUCACCGGAGGACAUACGGAACUUCAAUGCCAUCUCGACCACAAAGGCGCCCCUCCGCUCUUUUCAAACUCCGUCUCCGCUUACAUCUCGAGCUCCUGCUUUUCCAUCCUUCACUUCCUUCACCUCUCCUCCCUCCUUUCCUUCGUCUCCUGCUCUCUCUCCUUCCCUCUCUUUGUCCCCCUCGAUAACUUGGUUCGGAAACUGUCGUGACGAGGGCUUUGCACCCGACCCGGCCUCCUGCUCCUCCUUUUACAGAUGCACUGAGGAAUUCGCCUAUAAGUUCUCGUGUCCCGGAGGUCUUCUGUGGAACCAUGACCAGUCCUCGUGUGACUGGCCCAGGUCGGUCCAGUGUGUGUUGCCCUUGACCCAGCCUGACCUGCGGCCUUUCCUCCCGCCUGAAAUAAUUUAGAAGUCGAAGAACUUAGGAUUAAGCUUGAAUGUACCUGCACGCGCCCUUCCGGUGUUAUUCCGGCGACACUACGAGACAACGAAAUUAUCAUUCAUUUGCGAAAGUCACCUGAUACUUAUGCAUUACAGUAUUUGCCGAUUAUAUACAUAUUUUUUACGUUGUAAGUUAGCAGAUAUAUACAAUAUGCCAUACACAUUAUAUUACAUUUAGAUGCUUGCCUUGGCCAUAUUUUGUAAAGAGAUAAAAGCUUAGCUAGCACAUUUACCAACGAUACGGUAGCUCAGUGAUUCUUAACCUUUUAGCACUGUGCUUCCACAAGGUACACCCCAGACACUCGGAGUGAUAUGGGUAAUCAAAUAAUGUGUUCUGGUAAUCUGAAAUCUCCGUAGGUAAACAAAGCAUUACUGGGCUGACUAAAGAAGAAUUUGGUUGUGCAUGUGUAGGGGAAACUACCCCAAAAAUAAAGAAAAGAU